UCUGCUAUUUUGGGUCAACACCAUUGUAACAUACUGCAAAGGAAGUAUUCGGGGAUUUCCUAAAAUUCUGGUUGUUUUAACUCACAAAGAUCAGGUAUCAGCUAGUGGGGUUGAACAAAGACGACAUGACAUAUUUGGAGAAAUCUUCAAGAUGUUUCACAAAACGCCAUUCAUGCAACAAUUAGUUAUUGAUGAUGAAAUAUUUGUAAACGCUAAAGACAAACAUGACCCAGAAAUGGCAAAGAUAAAGGCCGCUAUCAUCAGGGAAUCAGAGAGGCAACCAACAUGGGGCGAAUCCCUCCCAAAAUGCUUUAUCCCUUUAGAGUUAGAAUUUGCAUCACUUAUCAGACGAAAUAUUUCUCUGAUUACACUAGAUCAUCUACAGAAAAUAAACUCAAUGCAGCCAAUCAGAUCGUUGUCAGAAACUGAGUUGAAGGUUUUUUCUGAAAUUUCAACAUUCAAUUGGCAAGUUAUUAUUCUUUGAUGAACGUAAAUUGGCAGACCGUAUCAUUUUGGCUCCCACCCUCCUCAUUGAUGCAUUUAAAUCAAUUGUUACAGACAGGCGCUUUUGUGAGGGAAACAAGAAACGAGAAGACAUGUGGGAUGCAAUGGGCAAGAAAGGGGUGGUAUCAAAACAAGCAAUAGAGAGCGUUUGGAAGGCAAAGAAAUAUGUAACAUUUUACAAAGACAAAGAUUAUUUAUUAAAUGUCAUGACCCAUCUGGAUAUAUUGGUCGAACCAAAGAGAUAUGGUUCUGAUCACAAACGUAUCACUGCUGAUUUCUACUACGUUGCAAGUAUGGUUAGAGCUAUAGAUGAUUCUGGAUAUCUCCAAUCUUAUGACAUCACCAAACGAAAUAUUGCAAUAGCCUUUCUUUCGUCUACAAUGAUGAUACCCCCAGCAUUAUCAUUUAGAUUUAUCAGUUAUUGUCUGUAUGUCUGGGCGGUGAAGACAUACGGAGAGACCAAUAGGGACAUGCUGUUCCAUAGGUCAGGGGUUUUCACUGUGGAUCCUUCAGUAGAUAUGUAUGUUCUUUGUGAAGAUCAGAGGAUUGUUGUCCGUCUCGUCCAUGCUGACACAAACACACUUAUAAUGAGGGAUAUGGCGUCCAGUAUUAACGAAUGUUUGGUAUCGGCCUUGGAGAAAAUCAGUCAGUUGUAUAUCAAAACAAGUAGCGAUGAGAGUCAACACAUUGAUGCAUCCUUUACCACAAGCAUAUGUUGUAACUCACCAGAUAAUCCAUGUAUCCUACCAUUAACAAGACUUGCGAACAUUGACAGCAUCUGGACUUGUCCGUUUCAUGGCAUCGAACACAACAUACAUACAAUCACAUCGUGGUUUGCAAGAAAGGAUGAAGAAGAAUGUGAACCAGGGUGUCCAGUUACAAAUGACGACUUUUUGAAAGUGACGCCGUCAGAUCUACACCUACGUCGUUUGUCCUUAUUGUUCAGUAAAAAUGAAGCCAGGGAAAUAGCAAUUAAUCUAGGAUUGUCCACCAAAGACUUGGGUAACAUUUUGGAAACUGAUGAUCCAAGAAAAUGGAAUUUUGAAGUUUUGAGGCGAUGCAGAGACAGUAUUGCAGUGACUUUUAAUCACAUUGAAGAAGCAGUGGAGUCAAGUGGCCAAGAUGAUGUCCACAUACUUUGCAAGCUUGUUAAAGCAGAUUCUAUUGAUUUUGAGAAGGAAGCAGAUAAAUGGGACAUGGUAGCCACAGAGGAGCACAUUGACAGAUUGGCUCCAUUGGUUGGAAAUAACUCACUUCCGUUCCUGAUAGAACUUGGAAUGGAGUUUCAGACCUGGGAGCAGAUUACCCACAGGCAAAACGAACGAGACUUGGUAAGACUGAACAAGGAUAUCUUAGAAGAAUGGAGAUUCCAGUUUUGCAAGAUGCACAGUUUGAAACCAACUUUGAGGAAUGUCGCAAAUGCAUUCAUUAACAUUGGUAAAAAUGUACAAAUCGUUGAGAAAACGUUAUCAGAUUUGUUUUGACUGUUAUAAAUGAUAAUUUUCUCCGGUUGAA
Mytilus trossulus (common blue mussel) is the source of this 2019-nucleotide messenger RNA. RefSeq lists its product as uncharacterized. The coding region runs from base 597 to 1988 and encodes 463 amino acids. The record is from RefSeq and is a predicted model, not a curated record. The transcript has 6 exons. NCBI's taxonomy places the organism in Eukaryota, Metazoa, Mollusca, Bivalvia, Mytilida, Mytilidae.